Messenger RNA from Fonsecaea erecta, 1104 nucleotides. RefSeq lists its product as hypothetical. Gene Ontology annotation, cellular component: nuclear pore. Gene Ontology annotation, biological process: transcription-dependent tethering of RNA polymerase II gene DNA at nuclear periphery; RNA export from nucleus. Lineage: Eukaryota; Fungi; Ascomycota; Eurotiomycetes; Chaetothyriales; Herpotrichiellaceae. The transcript is spliced from 2 exons. The record is from RefSeq and is a predicted model, not a curated record. Gene Ontology annotation, molecular function: ubiquitin binding; RNA binding. Bases 1 to 1104 code for a protein of 367 amino acids.
AUGUCUACACUCUUUGGAUCAUCACCCGCAGCGUCUGCCACCACCAGUACAACCGGAGACCUUUCCAAAGAUGUCGCCUUGGUGCAACCGCCAGAAGACAGCACGUCGCAUCUCGCAUUCUCCCCGCAGGCCGACUUUCUCGCGGUCUCGUCAUGGGACAAAAAAGUCCGGAUAUACCAAGUGAACGAGCAGGGGCAGAGCGAAGGGAAGGCUGCUAUGGAUUUUGACGCCCCGGUGCUGGGCUGCGCAUGGUCAGAGGCGAGUAGUGCCGACGAUGGCCAAAAAGUUGCAGGCUGCGGCGCCGACAAGACAAUCCGACUCCUUGACCUGGCAUCAGGCAAUAUGACUCCGCAAACUCUCGUCGCCCACGAGCAGCCCGUUCGAGCGUGUCGCUUCGCGACUAUCAAUGGCUCAUCCAUUCUCAUCACCGGCUCGUGGGAUAAAACCGUCAAAUACUGGGAUCUGCGGAGUCCAAACCCCGUCGCAACAUUACAAUGUCAGGAGCGAGUCUACACGAUGGAUGUCAAGAACAAACUCUUGGUUAUUGGUACUGCAGACAGAUACAUCAACAUCGUCGACCUGAACUCCCCCGAGAAAUUCUACAAGUCAGUACAGUCUCCGCUGAAGUUUCAGACAAGGGUGGUCAGUUGCUUCACAGAUGCCACGGGUUUCGCUGUGGGCAGCAUCGAGGGAAGAUGUGCAAUCCAAUAUGUGGAAGAAAAAGCCGCCGAUAACAACUUCAGCUUCAAAUGCCACCGCGACACACCCGCCACCACAGGCCCCAAUCGUGAUGUCGCCAAUGUCUACGCUGUCAAUGCCAUCUCGUUUCACCCGGUACAUGGCACAUUCUCCACGGCAGGCAGCGACGGAACUUUCCACUUCUGGGACGGAAAUGCGAAACAUCGACUCAAGGGAUAUCCAGCUGUGGGCGCGCCGAUUACGGCAACCGCGUUCAAUAGGCAGGGAACCGUGUUUGCAUAUGCAGUGUGCUACGACUGGAGUCAGGGUUAUCAAAAGAACACGCCUCAGACACCAAAUAAGAUUAUGUUGCAUGGCGUGCAGCCGGAAGAGGUUAAACCGAGACCCGGAGGCAAGAAGAGAUGA